This is a messenger RNA of Musa acuminata AAA Group (dessert banana), 1916 nucleotides long. RefSeq names its product cytokinin dehydrogenase 6-like. The transcript is spliced from 3 exons. Gene Ontology annotation, biological process: cytokinin metabolic process. NCBI's taxonomy places the organism in Eukaryota, Viridiplantae, Streptophyta, Magnoliopsida, Zingiberales, Musaceae. Gene Ontology annotation, molecular function: FAD binding; cytokinin dehydrogenase activity. Bases 56 to 1765 code for a protein of 569 amino acids. The record is from RefSeq and is a predicted model, not a curated record.
UUAAGUACCUCACCUAUCUCUUCCCUUCACCACACUCUCCGUCCAUUUCCAAUCCAUGAGCAAAAUGGCGCUGCGAAGACUUGGCCUCAUGUCAUCAACCUUCCUUGUGAUGGCUCUCUCUUUCGUAAUUAGCUUCCUCUCUUUACUUGGCCAGCUCAGGCCAUGGCCUGCCACCCUUCCUCAGGGCCUCCUCUCCCUCGACAUCGCCGACGAGCUCCAUUAUGGUCCCAACGCCACCGCCCGGUUCUCCAUCGACUAUGGCCGCCUCACCGAAGCGGCACCUGCGGCCGUGCUCUACCCGUCGUCUCCCGACGACAUCGCCUCCCUCGUCCGGUUCUCCUACGCCUCCCCCCGGCCCUUCGUUAUAGCCGCCCGAGGCCACGGCCACUCGAUCAGGGGCCAGGCCUUUGCCCCUGGUGGCGUGGUGGUAGACAUGGCAUCGCUAGGCCGCGGCCGCAGGGCCCGCCGCCGCGACCGGAUCAAAGUGCCGCUUGACGUCGUGCACCGGCUCCUGUACGUCGAUGCUGGAGGCGAGCAGCUCUGGAUCGACGUCCUGCGUGAGACGCUCGAGCAUGGCGUUGCACCCCGCUCGUGGACUGAUUACCUCUACCUGACUGUCGGCGGCACGCUCUCGAACGCAGGCAUAAGCGGCCAGGCCUUCCGGCACGGCCCGCAGAUCUCCAACGUUCAUGAACUCGAUGUCAUCACCGGUACCUCGCACCUCUACGCAUUCACGAAUCACUCUGACCUCUGUUUUCAUUUUCUUCGAUGUCCUCUGUUACACUCUCUUUUGACGUUAUGUUCUUCUUGGACAGGGAAAGGCGACAUGGUGACAUGCUCCCGUGACGUCAACUCAGACCUGUUCUACGGGGUCUUGGGAGGACUCGGCCAACUCGGCAUCAUCACCAGAGCUCGAAUCGCCGUGGAACCAGCGCCGCAACGGGUCCGGUGGGUGCGGUUCAUCUACACCGACUUCGGCUCCUUCAUAAACGACCAGGAGCUACUGAUCUCCAUCUCGGAGGAGGGUUUCGAUUACGUGGAGGGACAGCUGCUUAUGAAGAAUGGAGCAGCUAACUCUUCCUUCUUCUCAGAGAGAGACUCGGAGAAGAUCAAAGUGCUCGCAGCUGAGUUCGGUGUAAUCUACUUCUUGGAAGGAGCUAUAUACUAUGAGUUAGCCACGGCCUAUUUGGUUGAUCAGAAGCUAAAAUUGCUGCUUAAAAAGCUGAGCUUUGUCCCUGGCUUCGCGUUCACGAAAGACGUCUCCUACCUCCGUUUCCUCGACAGAGUUCACCAUGACGAGAUAAAGCUGCGUCCCAUGGGCCUGUGGGACGUUCCCCAUCCAUGGCUGAACCUGUUCGUGCCCAAGUCCAGAAUGCGAGACUUCGAGACUGGGAUCUUCCGGGGGAUCCUGAUCGAGAACAACACCCCCAUGGCAACGGUCCUCAUCUCCCCCAUGAACAGGAGCAAGUGGGAUGAGAAGAUGUCAGUGACGAUCCCUGACGAAGACAUAUUCUACGCCAUCGGUAUCCUGAGAUCUGCCACGAUGGACGACUGGAAGCACUUAGACGACCAAAACGACGAAAUAUUGAGGUUCUGCAACCAGGCAGGGAUCGAAUUCAAGCAGUAUUUGCCGCAUUACACGACACGGGCGGACUGGAAGAAGCACUUCGGCCUCAAAUGGGAUACGUUUGUGCAGCUGAAGAGAAGAUACGACCCCAAAGCACUGUUAUCACCCGGGCAGCAAAUAUUUACGACCUCGCUGUAGCUCAUAUCUCGGAGUACGUACGUACGUGCGUACGUAACCCACGCCAUGCAUGCACAAGCUGCAAUCCACCUGUGGAACGUCCACAGCAUUCAUCACGUAACCUGAUGUAUUAUCUGCCACAUCUCGUAUGAAUCCCUUCUUAAUUACCCAC